This is a messenger RNA of Cotesia congregata, 2034 nucleotides long. NCBI's taxonomy places the organism in Eukaryota, Metazoa, Arthropoda, Insecta, Hymenoptera, Braconidae. The record is from the annotation of a GenBank genome assembly.
AUGGGAUUUGGUAAAAGACCAGUACGAGGUGGAAAAAGAAAAUUGGACCGACGUAAUUCAAAAUCAGCUCCAAAACCAAAAGUUAAAAAAGGUAAAUUUAAUUUUCAUGAGUCCUCGUAUGUGAAAGAACGUGAUGCAAAAAAUGCGGAGAUUGAAAACAGAAGAAAAAAAUUAGAAGAACAAGAACAGGAAGAAUUAAAACGAGAAGAAGAGGAGUCCGAUGACGAAGAUCAAGAUCCUUUGGAAAUGUUGCUGUCAACAUUUUCAAAAAAUCGAGAUUUUAAAAAAACUAAGGUAGUCUUAACACCAGUUAUCGAUUCUCAUCAAUUAACUUGGCCGGAGCUUAAUAAACUGAUUGUCCAAAUUCCAAGAUGUGAUUCAACGAAUACUGGAGCUUUAAAAAAAGAUUUUUUAAAAGAAGACAAGCAAUACGCUCAAGCUGGUACAAUCCCUUUGGUAAUUCAUGAUCUUGAUUGGAAUAAAUUGUAUAUUAAAAAUCAAAUUCAGAAUAAUAUUUCAAAAGCCAAUUACGAUAAUAUAAAAGACAGUUUACACAAGGAUCCAAGUGAGCUAACGCGAUUUCAAAAAGAAUUAUUUUCAAUAAUAAAUAAUUACCAAGACUUGCUGUACUGCGAGCGUGGAUUUAAAAAUGAAAAUGAAAUAAUGUUUACUUAUUGUUUGCAUGCGGUAAAUCAUUUGUUAAAAACACGGACUAAGAUUUUACAUCACAAUGCUAAAUUAUCAAAAGUUGAUAAUAAAUCAUUAGCACAAAUACCAGAGGCUUAUCGUGACCAAGGAUUAGUCAGACCGAAAGUACUUAUUAUUGUACCAUUUCGUCAUACUUGUCUGAAAGUUGUUGAAUUAUUAAUAUCGAUAUUAAUUGGCGAUGAUACAGGAGGCUCUGUAAUGAAUAAAACGAGAUUUAUGGAAGAAUUUGGUGGUGGUGCUACUUUGAGAAUGCCGAAAAAAAAUCCUAAGCCAGAAGAUUAUGAAAAAACAUUUUCUGGUAAUAUUGAUGAUGCAUUUAAAAUAGGUAUUGCAUUAACUAAAAAGACAUUAAAAUUAUACACUGAUUUUUAUUCAUCUGACAUUAUAAUAACAUCUCUCGUUGGAUUAAGAAUCUUAAUUGGUGCUGAAGGUGAAGAGCACCGUAACUACGACUUCUUAGCUUCCAUUGAAUUAUUAAUAAUAGAUCAGUGUGAUAUAUUAUUAAUGCAAAAUUGGGAUCAUUUGAUUCAUAUAUUUAAUCAUUUACAUUUACAACCAAAAGAGUUGGAUCACGGUACUGAUUUUUCACGUGUCAGAAGCUGGGCUGUUAACGGCUGGGCUAAGUAUUAUCGACAAUCAUUGAUAUUUUCAGGCGUACAUGUCCCGGAGAUUCACUCGAUAUUUAAUAAAUAUUGUUUCAAUUAUGCUGGGAAGGUGAAAAUAAUGAAUCCAGUAGUGUAUGGUUCUAUUUGUAAAAUAGUUGUACACUUACAACAGAUGUUUCAUAAAUUUGAAGCGGCUAAUUAUCAGCAGGCAAUUGAUGCACGAUUUGAUUUUUUUACAACUAAAAUAUUACCGCAAUACAAGGAUAGUAUUAUGAACCACACAUUGAUAUAUGUACCGUCUUACUUUGACUACGUUAAAUUACGUAAUUACUUUAAAAAAGAAGAAUUAAAAUUUGUACAAAUAUGUGAAUAUACUAAGGAUCCAAAAAUAGCACGUGCUCGUGAUAUGUUUUUUCACAGUGAUGCACAUUAUUUAAUUUACUCAGAACGAUUCCAUUUUUUCCGACGUAUUACUGUUAAAGGUAUACGUCAUAUAAUAUUUUAUGCUCCGCCAUCAUUUCCACAUUUUUACAGUGAAAUGUGUAAUUUUAUGCACGAAUCAAAUCAAAAUCCAAAAGCUGGAUCAAGCAGUAACAUGACUGUCACAACAUUGUAUUCAAAAUAUGACAAUAUGCAAUUAUCAGCAAUAUUAGGCACUGAACGGACAACUAAAAUGAUUCGUUCUGAUAAAAAAGUACAUAUGGUUGUAACUGGUGAAUAA